GGAAGUAGUCACCCCAGCGCGGUCCUCCAUUGGCCCGAGCCGCUGUCAGUCGAGGCUGCCUCACGUUGAGCCCCGUCCUCUUCCCCGGCUCCGUGUCUGCUCAGACAGCCGUCAUAUUGGUUGCUCCAGGCAGAGAAGAGGAGUCCCACCAUGAUGAGGAACGGACUGUCACGGCGGUUAAAGAUCAGUUUAGCGUUCAGGUCGCUCUGACCAGUGUUUUUAGGGAUUUAUUAUUUAUUUUUUUAAAUAUUCGGGAUGAUACCAUCAAGAAUCAGUGUUCGUUCUGCGCUUUCGUCCGACGCCGUGGUCCUCUGGGGGGAUAUAUGCCCGAUUUUUCUUCAUAGCCAUUUUUUACAGACAAAGAGAGACGUUGAGUAGGGCUUCCAGAAAGAGAGGGGUCCGAGGGGCUCCUUUUCCUGACGACAGUGGGCAACAUGUGGAGCAGCCUGAAGAGCAGAUGCCAGACUCUCUUCCACAGCACGGGAUCGGCUGAAAGCAGAGUAGAGGUAGAAACAGUCCAGUGUGUGGUGGAUCUGGGUGAGACAGACAACGCGGUCGAGACCCGGGGCCCUGCCGCUGCCACCGCCAGCCCGUCAUGGCGCCUCAUGCCAGUGCCGGUGGUCGCCACAGGACGCCGCCAUCAUAACUGCGUGUCGGACAUCCCUCAGAUCGUAGAGAUCUCCAUCGAUAAGGAGUCGGAGGAUUCCAGAGGAACAUCUGGUGGUGUCCCGAUGGCACGGAGGGACUCUUACUCCCGACAUGCUCCUUGGGGGGGCAAGAAGAAGCACUCGUGCUCAACAAAAACCCAGAGCUCUCUGGAAGCGGACCGGCGUUCUGGGCGGCUGAGAGGCUGUGGGAACCGCCGUGAUCGGCGUUACGGUAUCAGCUCCAUCCAGGAGAUCAACGACUCUGGAUCUGGAGGGCGGAGCCUGAACACUCGCUCGCUGCGCCAGCGGCUGAGCGACACGGUCGGGUUGUGCUUGCCCCUACCUGCUCGGCAGCGCUCGCACCCUAAGAACCCCAUCAACUCCAAACGGAAAAUCCACCUGACCGAGCUUAUGCUGGAGACUUGCCCCUUCCCGCCGGGCUCCGACCUCGCACACAAGUGGCACUUGAUCAAGCAGCACACGGCGCCAGUCAGCCCUCAUUCCUCCACCGCAUUGCUGGACGCCUUCGACCAGGCCCACCCGUCGCCGGAGGACGAAGAAGAGCGCCUGCGCGAGCGCCGCAGGCUCAGCAUUGAGGAAGGCGUUGACCCACCUCCCAAUGCACAGAUUCACACUCUGGAGGCUUCAGUGCCAGGCCCAUCUCUUUACAAACUUGGACCAAAGAUGGCUCCCAGCAUCGGCGAGGUCUCCGGGGAAGCGCGCACCGGCGGAGCGUCCGGCUCAGCAGGCGCUGCAUCGUUGGGGGCGUGCGGAUCGAUAUUGGGGGCUACGGUGGCGUCCCAAGACUGCGACUCUGAGGAGGACUCCACCACCUUAUGUCUUCAAGCCCGCAGGCCGAAACAGCGGCACGCCUCCGGAGACGGCCACCAGAGCCGGCAGCAGCCCGGGCCCUGGAAGGUCCACACCCAGAUAGACUACAUCCACUGCCUGGUGCCGGACCUGCUGCAGCUCACCGCCCUGCCCUGCUACUGGGGCGUGAUGGACCGCUACGAGGCCGAGGCACUGCUGGACGGCCGGCCGGAGGGGACCUUCCUGCUGCGUGACUCGGCCCAGGAGGACUACCUUUUCUCCGUCAGCUUCCGCCGCUACAACCGAUCGCUGCAUGCCCGCAUCGAGCAGUGGAACCACAACUUCAGCUUCGACGCCCACGACCCGUGCGUCUUCCACUCUUCCACCGUCACCGGACUUCUGGAGCACUACAAGGACCCCAGCGCCUGCAUGUUCUUCGAGCCGCUGCUUACGGUGCCUUUCAACCGGACCUUCCCCUUCACCCUGCAGCACCUGGCCCGUGCCGCCAUCUGCCGAUGGACCACUUACGACGGGAUAGGCUCCUUGCCUUUGCCUCCCGCCCUGCAGGACUUCCUCAAGGAGUAUCACUAUAAACAGAAAGUACGAGUCCGCUGGCUAGAGAGGGAGCCACCACUCAAGGUGAAAUAAGACGGGCCAAUUACAGAACUACUUCGCCCGUUGAGAGGCCAUACUGACUUGGCUUCCUUUCUGUUGGAGAAUAGAAUCAAGUAUAACAAUCUAAAGUUCAUUCUAAUCUCUGUUUUUGGUAUUAACUUACAUCACUGACAAUACAUGAUUAUAUUCAGUGUAAUGCUGUCUGUCAAGCACGUUUUUAAGCUGAACAGGUUCCUAUUUUUGUGCUGAACGUCUGUCCUGAACCCCCACCACGACCACCAACCCACUCGUACACCUGCCUGCAUGCCCCCCCCUCUCUCUCUUCAUACCAAAUUACUAUUUCAAGCUGUACAGUUCACUUUGUGCGUCCCUAUUUACCUUCAGAAACACUUCGUAGAGCACCUUACUAGAGUGGAGAGGGCAUCUGCAGGCGCCUCCUGUUAUUCACGAUGCACUCGUUGCCUCCUGUUUGCAUGCAUGAGAUCAGCUAAGCCACUUUAAAGGUGACCUAUUAUGCUUCCUUCAACAGGUUAGGAUAGAUCUAUGGUCUGUACCAGGGGUGUCCAAAGUUGGUCCUCGAGGGCCGGGAUCCUGCAUAUUUUAGUUCUCUACUUGGUUUAACGCUCCUGGAUUAACGGAUGGCUCAUUAGAAGGCCUAAGAAGAUUUUGGUAUUUUGGUAAUACCAAAAGUAACAACCUUUUGACAUGCUGAAAAGCUUGUUACUACCAGCAGGGAGAGAUCUAAAACAUGCAGGAUGCCGGCCCUCGAGGACUGACUUUGGGCACCCCUGGCCUAUACAAAACAUUUCCAUUCUUUUUUUUUUCCCACAAAACCAUUUUUGGAUAAUGAGAUGUUAGCAUGUUCAGUUCUGCUUAGAAUGAGCUCAUUUGGGGCGUCUUGUCACUUUAAAUCUAAAUAAGCUGCUGUCUACCAUCCCUUUGCCCCCCCAACUCAAUCUUUACACUCUUACGUGAAAAUGGCUGCAGACAGAUGCACAAUUAUACAACUAUGCAUCUUUAAAAAGCAUAAGUCAAAAAGAACCGGGCAAGUGAUUGUAAAUCAACAACAAAACAUACAGCAGUAAAACCAGCUGACCAAAUGUGCUGCAGCGCUGCUUGGGUUGCUAGGUAACGGGGAUGGGGUUGCUAGGUAGCAGCACAGUGCUUGUGGAAUGUGACUGAACAAUCUGGAGGUUUUUGAAAUGGCUCAAUUUCCAGACACCUUUUUUUUUUUUUAAAGCGCUGGUUGUUUUCAGAAGGAGCUAAAAAAUGGAAGUACAAAAAACUUGCAAAAUUUGAAUUUUGCAUAAUAGGUCCCCUUUAAAACCUAGGCAUAUGGAUUCAGAUCGGUAAACUGAUUUAUUCAUUAUGACAGUCAUAUCUUCACUAUCGGUGUUCGUCCAACGGUCAGGAACUCUGCUGUCGUCAGCUCUGCAGUGUUAUUUGUCCUGAGCUGUUGCGUAGCCUUCAUUCCCGCUUUCUUGACCCAAAAAUCUGGUCCACUCAUUGCCAAGUUUACACAACGCCAGUCGGCCACGAUAUUAGGAACGCCUCUGUCAGACCCACCAUCAUUCAAAGAGAAAAUCCCACCUUUGACCCCAAGCAGGGUUCGCCCUGAGGUUGUCGUGUGGCUCUGGGAAGUGAACCGCUGUAGCUUUGGGUUGUAACAUCAUCCAAUUCACGCGUUAUUGUAGAUUUCUGCGAGAGCGUUUAACGUUGUGGCUAACAGGCGUCUCGUCAUGAACACGCCUUCAACUUUUUCCUCAUUUUGCCUCCUUACGACCACAAACCUCAGUGUUCUUUUAGGAUUUUGAAUGACAGGCAAGCAGAAAGCAGCUCAGAGUUAUUAGAUUUUUUUUGUUGUUGUCUUUUUAAACAAUACAAAUCUGAAAAGUGUGGCAUGUAUUUGCCCCCCUGAGUGAAUACUUUAUUGCAUCUAAUGGUACGUUUACCAACUUUACAGACUGGAUUUUUUCCCCAUUCUUCAUGCAGAUCAGAUGGAGAACGUCUAUAAAAGCUUCUUGUUAGGUUCUAGCUCUGGACUUUGACUAGACCAGAGGUCAGCAACCUGCGAUUUCAAAGCUGCGAGUGGCUCUUUGGACCUUCCACAAUGGCUCUUUAUAACUUUGGUUAAAAAUGAUGAAGACCUAACUAAUGAUUUAAAUAUACAUGUAAUAAGAAAAGCAGGGUUUUAAGUUUUUCCUUCAAUGUCUGCAUUGAAUUUGCACCAGUAAUGAUUUUAUUUUUUGGAAAUUAUGUGAACUUAUUUCUUAUGUCAUUUUCCACCGCUCACAAAAAAAUAUCUUUUUGCAAAAUUUUAUGUUUAUCUUUACUUUAAAUUAGAAAAAUAUGGAUAGUAGGUAUUAUCUAAAAUGAUAACUUCUCUUUUGAAAAACAUCUUGAAACAAGUUUUCAAUUCAAGAAUUAUUUAAAUAGCUUCCUGUAGUCAAUGAAUACUUAUAUUUUAAUAUAGAUAAAAACUGAUUCGAGAAAAAGGUGCAACACAACUUCUCUGACUCUUGUGGAAGAACUGGUUUUUAUUUAGAGGUAUCAGAAUAAAAAUACAUGCCACACUUUUCAGACUUCUAUUUGGAAAACAUCCCUUUUGUUCUGCUCUAUUACAUUCGUCUUUACAUACAGAGUGUUGGAAAACAUUUUUACAAAUCAAAGUGUAGCUCUGAGCCCAAACUGUUUUCGCACCUAAAGAUUUUCAUUUUCUUUUUUUUCUUUUUUAGCAUAUUCUCAAACAUUUCAGGUGUGACUUGGCAACCGCUGGCUGCCCUGUCACUUCUGUAAAUAAGUUUUACCUUUGUGCCUUUCAGUAGCCAUCGGUCUCAUUGCUUGAUAGUCUAAACCUGGAGCAAUAGGUGCUUUAACUCGGUCCGUUCAGAUGAGACCGGCCGAAUAACCGUGAAGAGGUGCACGAGCUUUAAGCUCACUAACUUUCUUGCACAUUAAAGAUUGCAGUUUAGUGGUGCUACGUCUAAUUAGGAGCUGAUCGUUAAAUUAGGUUAGUUUGUUACUGUUACUCACUAAUGCAUGUAUUAGUUUUUGUCACAAAGUGUUAGGUUGUUAGUGGGUCAGUAGGUUGCUGUUCUGCUGUAGGCAUCGCGGUCCAACAGAUUCUGGUCUGCAGCUGGAAUAACAAACACAGUUUAUCCUCUACUGCGAGCGUGUUUUUAACCGAAUCAUGUAAAACCCAACAAGUAUUAAAGAAAAUACAGCAGCAGGGUUGUUUGAAUUCACUGUGUUUUCCCAGUAAAAAACUGAGCUGCCUGAGGAAACAGUGUUGGUCCCCCUAACUGUUCAAGAAAAUGCAAAAGUGAAACUUCUUGGGACGUGUGAACAUGCAAUCCGUUUAAAACAAGUCUGGAAAACACCGCCUUUCUAUUUUUAGUCAACAUCACACAUGCAUUUUAAUAUUUUCCUUAUGUUUAAAGAAAAUGUCUGUGACCAAACUUUAGUGUUAUCCAAGCGGUUAUUUUAUUACAGAUUCAGAUCAAAGUUUGUCUUGAUCCCAAUCAGUUGGCUGAUGAACACCCAAAUAAAUGGAAAUAAGAAAGUUAUGUAGAAUUAAAUUAGUCAUCAGAUUUGUAACAUUUUAUUAUGUUUUUAAUUAAAGAUAAAGUAAUAUGUCAUGCAAAGAUUGGACCGGACAGAACCAGUUUUCAGCUGCAGGACUUUUUCGUUUCCUCAGACGCAAAUCUGAACCUCAUGCUGCAUGUUCACACUUCCUCGUGUUCAAAGUUGUUGUGACUUUUUUUAAUGUCUGACACUUUGACGUCCACCGAUCCGUUUAUGAAAUCAUGAGGAUAAAGUUGUAAUAUUACAUGAAUAAAGUCGAAUAAGAAUAAAGUUAUACAACAAUUAAGUUGCAUUAUUGCAAGAGUAAAAUUGUAAUAUUACAGGAGUAAAGUCGGAAAAUUUACAAGAAUAAAAUGUACGAAAAUUAAGUCGUAUGAGAAUAAAGUCUUAUAAUAGAUGUAAUAUCACAAUAAUAAUAGUGGUAAAAUUAUGAGAAUAAUCUCACAAGGAUAAAGUUGUAAAUUACAAUAGUCGUAAUAAUGCCAUAAUAAAGUAAUACUUCGGGAACUUAUACAAUAAAAACUUUAAAAUGAGGAAUGCUGAUCAUUUUGUGACGUUGUACUUUGGUAUCAGUUUUUCCUUAAUCUUUUAAAACAUCAGCUUCAAAUUAUCAGUGGCCAAACUCUAAAGAAGACGCAUGGACUUGAUAACCAUCAAAGCUUUAUUCUCAUAAAACAGCUUUUUUCUUCUAAUCUUACAACGUUCUUCUGAUAUUGCAACCUAUUUUUAUAAUCAUAUGUAAAAGUUGUUGUUCAACAGGGAGGCAGGUGUGACUGCAGUGUCGAAACCUGAGGCCUUUUUGUUCUGCAGGUUUUUGCGUCCUGUUGGUACUUUGGCGUGUUCUUAAAAUUGUUUCACCUAAACUUGUUUAUUUAUAAAAAAAUUAAAAUGCAGUUAGGUCCUACAACUCAGUCAAAAAGCAACAAAGUGUGUGUAGUAUUGUAUAGAUUUAUGGGGCCGUAGAGAAGGCAAGAGAUUCCUUUGAGUAAAUAGCACUUUAAUCAUGUAUUUGUGUCUGAAAGUGUUCGGUCAGCCACGCUUGUCGUUUGUUUGCCCUAAUCCCCAGAAUAUUUUACUUGAACUCAUCUGGAAAAGAAAGAAAAAUUAUAAUUUUACCAUAAUUUCUCAGUUUACGGAUCCAAUAUUCUGCAGAGAGCAAACAAAGCGGCGAAAAUGUUGCGCUGACCAGAUUCGUGAGCUGAAACCUACAAGUGUUAACACUGCAAAAACACACAAUCUUACCAAGUAUUUAUCUAAUUUCUGGUGCAAAUAUCUUAUUACACUUGAAUUAAGACUAAACUAGCUUGAAAGCAACUUAUCAGGAAGCUUGUUUGAAGUCACACGUGUCUAACUCAAGGCUCGUGGGCCAAAUCCAGGUCACCGUAGCUUUUUAUGUGGCCCUCUAGAUUCUAGACUAAACACUAAGUGUGUUUAAAUAUGUUACCAAUCAAAUCAAUUCAGUUUUUAUCUGUUUAUUGUCAAAUUGUAUCAAUCAGUCCCUCCAGGUUGCUGAGAAUUAUCGUGGAAAUUUAUGCAAAAUCAACAAAUCCCUGCAUAUCUGAACUAAUAAUUGGGAGUUUAUUGCUGAUUUUUCUCAAAAAUUGUCAAAAACCUUAUUUGUACUAAACAGCUGCCUCAGCCUUAAUUGAUUAUAGUCCUUGAUCUUUAUAGGGAGUAAUAAAAAGUUGCAUUUACUGUCAGAAAUAUCGCAGAUAUUUCCAAAUUAGCACCACAAACACUUGGAUUUUUAUUGCAAAAAAAUCCCAAAAAGAAACAUGAAAUCCUGGAAGGACUGAAAAGAUAAUCAGUAAUAUCAUUUAAUUUACAGAAUUAAUUGAUAUUUUAACAAUUUGUGAACAGUUUUUUUCAAUGCAUUCUGGCCUUUAAGAGUUUGACGCCCGUUUCAUCUUUAAUAUUGACGAAAAAGAGCUAGCUCCAUUGGCAGAUUAUUUCACUUAUAACAUGCAGGAAUUGUCUUAAGUACAUUUAUCUGCCAAAGGACUAGGGGAACUAGAACUUUUUCAUGAAUAUUAAGGAACUAUUUACCUUAAACAAGCUCCUUUCAAUUUUCAUUAGAAACAAGACUAAACAGAGUUGGUACAGUUUGGUGUUUUUGCAGUGUGGAUAAAACAGGCAGGGGGUCCCCGAAAUAUUUCACGGUGUGUGUGGACGGAGCCAGCGAAGUGAGGGGUGACCUCCGUGACCCCUAUGAACCUCUCUGCUCCCCGUCGUUUCCCUCUCAGGCCCAGUUUUCCCCAUGGGAAAUGUCCGACAUUAACCGUAGCACACGUUCGCCGUUUAGCCUGUAGAUUUAGCAGAAAGUUUUACAGAAAAGGAGUUUAUCCUCGCCUGCUUGUCUUACACACAACCCGGUCGUAUAAAACACGUUGAACCAGCAACACAAACAAAAUAAAUAAAAGGUCCUAUUGUAUGUUUGUUUUUUUCACACUCUUUGCUGUUAUGACACAGUUUUGUCACACUAUUUGAGCUUGAAAGCGACAGCAAUACCCCCACCAGCCACAAAGCAACAGUACGUCUUGUUUUAUGUUUCUUAUCUUUCCACAAAGAUAUAUUGUAAAAAUAAAUAAAAACAGCCUGGUUAUAUGCAAACAGAAAAAGAAAAAAUAUGUAUGAAAGUUAUUUUCCUUCUCCCUGAUAUGCUAUGGAGUGUAGUUUAACAAUGGUUGCAAUCCUCUGUCACUUUAAUGCUGCAUAUGCACAGUAGCUGCAAUGUGGAUGCAGGACUUGACGAUGAUGGGAGCUAAUGGUCAUUCAAACCCGGGGGCCGCCGCAGGCAGACGGAAACCGCUGCUCUCGUUUCUUCUGCUUUUUUUUUUCCCCCUCACUGUUUGUUUCCUAGUUUUUCUUCUUCUGCUGUCUAAGAUGUGGAGCGUGUAAAUGGCAUUAUUAGUUUCACAUUUCAGUGUCCUUUCUGUGUUUAUCCGUUUAACCAUUCAAGACAAGUUAAGAAAGAAUAAAAUAAAAUCCAGUCUUUUAAUCUGUUCAUUUUUAAUCAGAGCCGUACGAAGCGACACUUGUAGCUGUCACUCUUGGUGCUUGGCUUAUGCUUCAUUGUCUUAAUAUUCCAAAUAAAACUGUUAAGUGUAAUCCACACUGGCCCAAGA
Xiphophorus maculatus (southern platyfish) is the source of this 8782-nucleotide messenger RNA. RefSeq names its product suppressor of cytokine signaling 5 (gene socs5b). Gene Ontology annotation, biological process: intracellular signal transduction; phosphatidylinositol phosphate biosynthetic process. The coding region runs from base 435 to 2105 and encodes 556 amino acids. The transcript is spliced from 2 exons. Lineage: Eukaryota; Metazoa; Chordata; Actinopteri; Cyprinodontiformes; Poeciliidae. Gene Ontology annotation, molecular function: 1-phosphatidylinositol-3-kinase regulator activity. The record is from RefSeq and is a predicted model, not a curated record. Gene Ontology annotation, cellular component: phosphatidylinositol 3-kinase complex.